Oreochromis aureus is the source of this 6501-nucleotide messenger RNA. It is a transcript of the gene pcxb, whose product is annotated as pyruvate carboxylase b. Gene Ontology annotation, molecular function: metal ion binding; ATP binding; pyruvate carboxylase activity. Lineage: Eukaryota; Metazoa; Chordata; Actinopteri; Cichliformes; Cichlidae. The transcript has 27 exons. The coding region runs from base 87 to 3656 and encodes 1189 amino acids. Gene Ontology annotation, biological process: pyruvate metabolic process; gluconeogenesis. The record is from RefSeq and is a predicted model, not a curated record. Gene Ontology annotation, cellular component: cytoplasm.
UUUAGUGAAGUGCAGGCUGAGGUCUGGCCUAAAGAAGAAGCCUGGCUGCCUGAUAAGCGUUGAACGUCUUCUGCCUGUCUCCUCACAUGAAUGAGAAGCUCUUCAUCAAGCUCAGGAUGUUUAGGUACACUUUAGUCCGGAGCGGCCUUGGUGUGUUGGCUCUCCGGAGGGCAUAUGUUCUUACCCGAUUUGCUCACUCUGCCCCGAAGAAUGAGUAUCGACCAAUCAAGAAAGUUAUGGUGGCCAAUAGAGGUGAGAUCGCCAUCCGCGUGUUCAGAGCCUGCACCGAGCUGGGGAUUCGAACCGUGGCCGUGUAUUCAGAGCAGGACACUGGACAAAUGCACAGGCAGAAGGCGGAUGAGGCUUACCUGAUUGGGAAAGGCCUGCCACCUGUUGCAGCAUACCUGCAUAUUCCAGACAUCAUCAAAGUUGCCAAGGACAACGGUGUGGAUGCUAUCCAUCCUGGCUAUGGUUUCCUGUCUGAGCGGGCAGACUUUGCCCAGGCCUGUUCGGAUGCCGGGGUGAUGUUUGUUGGACCAUCUCCAGACACGGUGCGCAAGAUGGGUGACAAGGUGGAGGCUCGUUCCUUGGCCAUCAGUGCAGGAGUACCUGUGGUCCCAGGAACAGAUGCUCCCAUCUCAAGUCUGCAGGAGGCGCAGGCGUUUGCCCAGACAUACGGCUUCCCCAUUAUCUUCAAAGCAGCCUAUGGUGGAGGUGGUCGCGGCAUGAGGGUGGUCAGAGAAUAUGAGGAACUUGAGGAGAAUUACCAGCGGGCCUACUCUGAAGCCCUGACGGCUUUUGGGAACGGAGCCUUGUUUGUCGAGAAAUUUAUUGAAAAGCCGAGGCACAUCGAAGUUCAGAUCCUUGGCGAUAAAUAUGGUAAUGUCAUCCACCUCUACGAGAGAGACUGCUCCAUUCAGCGGAGACACCAGAAGGUUGUGGAGAUUGCACCGGCGUUCCAGCUGGACCCUCAUCUCAGAGAUCGGCUUCACGCGGAUGCUGUCAACCUUGCCAGACAGGUUGGAUACGAGAACGCAGGAACUGUUGAGUUCUUGGUGGAUAAACACGGCAAACACUACUUCAUAGAGGUGAACUCCAGACUCCAGGUUGAACACACGGUCACUGAAGAAAUCACAGACGUGGACCUGGUGCAUGCUCAGCUCCAUGUGUGCGAGGGCCGCAGCCUGCCAGAACUCGGCCUCAAACAAGACAAGAUCAGGGUGAAUGGCUGCGCAAUCCAGUGCAGAGUGACAACAGAGGACCCAUCCAGAGGCUUCCAGCCAGACACAGGAAGGAUUGAGGUCUUCCGAAGCGGCGAGGGCAUGGGUAUCCGUCUGGACAGCGCCUCAGCCUUCCAGGGUGCUGUCAUUUCUCCACACUAUGACUCAUUACUAGUAAAAGUCAUCGCCAGCGGAAAGGACCUGAACACAGCAGCCUCCAAGAUGAGCCGAGCUCUGGCUGAGUUCAGAGUGAGAGGGGUUAAGACCAACAUCCCGUUCCUCCAGAACGUUCUGUCCAACCACCAGUUCCUGCACUCCACAGUGGACACCCAGUUCAUUGACGAGAACCAGGAGCUCUUCAACCUCAAACCCACUCAGAACCGAGCCCAGAAACUACUGCACUACCUUGGUCAUGUGAUGGUGAAUGGACCAACAACACCCAUCCCAGUCAAAGCUAAGCCCUCCUCCACGGACCCCGUCGUCCCUCCCGUCACCAUGGGUGACCCUCCUGUAGGUUUCCGUGACGUUCUGUUGCGUGAUGGUCCUGAGGGAUUUGCCAAGGCUGUCCGUGCCCACAAAGGCCUCCUGCUGAUGGACACCACAUUCAGGGACGCUCACCAGUCUCUCCUGGCUACCAGGGUUCGGACGCAUGACCUGAAGAAGAUCUCGCCAUUUGUCAGCCACAACUUUAGCAACCUUUUUAGCUUGGAGAACUGGGGAGGUGCUACCUUUGACGUGGCCAUGCGAUUCCUAUCGGAGUGUCCCUGGAAGAGGCUGCAGGAGCUGAGAGCUUUGAUCCCAAAUGUCCCGUUUCAGAUGCUGCUGAGAGGAGCCAACGCCGUGGGCUACACCAACUACCCUGACAACGCGGUCUUUAAGUUCUGCGAGGUGGCCAAGGAGAACGGCAUGGACAUCUUCCGUGUGUUCGAUUCUCUGAACUACCUGCCUAACAUGGUGCUGGGUAUGGAGGCUGCUGGAGCAGCAGGUGGCGUAGUUGAAGCUGCCAUCUCCUACACAGGUGACGUGUCUGACCCAAUGAGGCAGAAGUACACUCUGGAAUACUAUGUCAAACUGGCAGAUGAGCUUGUCAAAGCUGGAACCCACAUCCUAUCUAUCAAGGAUAUGGCCGGCCUGCUGAAGCCAGAAGCCAGUAAACUUCUGAUCAGCGCUCUGAGGGACCGCUUCCCAGACGUACCCAUCCAUGUGCACACGCACGACACAGCUGGAGCUGGUGUUGCUGCCAUGCUGGCCUGCGCUGAAGCGGGUGCUGAUGUAGUUGAUGUGGCGGUUGACUCCAUGGCUGGGAUGACCUCCCAGCCCAGCAUGGGAGCCAUGGUUGCCUGCACCAAGGGGACCAAGCUUGACACUGGCAUCGCUCUGGAGAAGGUGUUUGACUACAGUGAAUACUGGGAAGUAGCCAGAGGCUUGUAUGCUCCAUUUGAUUGCACUGCCACCAUGAAAUCUGGCAAUGCUGACGUGUAUGAGAAUGAGAUACCCGGAGGACAGUACACCAACCUUCACUUCCAGGCUCACAGUAUGGGACUGGGCAACAAGUUCAAGGAGGUGAAGAAGGCCUACGCAGAAGCCAACAAACUACUUGGAGACCUUAUUAAGGUGACUCCUUCCUCAAAGAUCGUGGGUGACCUGGCCCAGUUCAUGGUGCAGAACAACCUGACCAGAGCAGAGGUGGAGGAGAGAGCGGACGAGUUGUCCUUCCCCCUCUCUGUCGUUGAGUUCCUUCAGGGAUACGUUGGGAUACCACAUGGAGGAUUCCCUGAGCCGUUCAGAUCUAAGGUGCUGAAGUCUCUUCCCCGCAUUGAAGGUCGACCUGGUGCCUCUCUGCCACCUAUGGACUUCAAGUCCCUGGAAGAGGGGCUCCGAGCCACACACGGGGAUGACAUCACCCCUGAGGAUGUGAUGUCAGCAGCCAUGUACCCCAAGGUGUUCCAGGAGUUUAAGGAGUUUACUGCUAACUUUGGCCCAGUGGAUUGUCUCAGCACCAGGCUCUUCUUGGAUGGACCCAAGAUUGCAGAAGAGUUUGAGGUGGAGCUGGAGAGAGGGAAGAUCCUCCACAUCAAGGCCUUGGCACUGGGUGACCUGAACAAGGCCGGGCAGAGAGAGGUCUUUUUUGAGCUCAAUGGACAGCUGAGAUCUGUGCUUGUUAAAGACACAGUCGCCAUGAAGGAAAUGAAGUUCCAUCCCAAAGCUCAGAAGUCCAUCCGGGGUCAGGUGGGAGCACCGAUGCCUGGAAAGGUCAUAGAGGUCAAAGUAAAAGUUGGAUCCAAGGUGGAGAAAGGUCAACCGCUGUGUGUCCUCUCUGCCAUGAAGAUGGAGACUGUGGUCAACUCCCCAAUGGCUGGGACCAUUAAGGCUGUUCAUGUCACACCCGAUGCUUCCCUGGAGGGAGAUGACCUGAUACUGGAAAUUGAAGAAUAGAGCGCAGGGAGGGAGUGGUAGGAGGCAGGAGGCAGGCGUUCAGACGAUAUGAUCCUGGAAAUGGUGGCAGCUGGAGAAACGGGGAGAUUUAAACUGAGGAGGAAGAUCGUAGCCCCAGAUAUGUACAUAUUCCUUUGGGUGCACUGGGGGAUGCACAAUGAGGCUGUAUUCAUAUCCAAACACCUGAUGGGAGCAAAGAUAAAAAUGUACGACAGUCCAAAACAGUGUAUUGAUUUGAAGAAAAUUACUGAGUCCCCUGUUAAAGCAGUUCCGUAGUUGUGGUAUUUAACUCAAAUAACGGCAUCUUUGCGCACAUCCGUCAACUUGUGGAAAAUAGCAUUAAAUAUUUUAGAGUAACAUCAUGUAUUUGAAAUGUGAUACAUUCCACUGCUGAAACUGUAGUCUUAAUGUGAGCUAAACAUAUCUAACACUAACAGGGUUUUAACAUCUACUUGCAUUGCUGUUGCCUCACACAUUCAACGUGAGUAGAUUGAACUUUUUGUCUCUGACUGCUCGGUGAUUUCAUACUUUGCUGGUUUCAAAAGAGAAGAAUAGACUUGUGGAUGUAUUACACAGUUACUGUUGUUCGUAUGGGAACAAUCUUCAUUGUUUUGCUUUGUUCACGGUGCAUUCUGGGAAUGUGUAAUCACUGUAGCAUUUAGGCACAACCCCUCCAACAUUUCCUUAGAAAUGACAGCACAGUACACUGAGGGGCUGAAGAAUGAAAUCACAUUUUCUCCAUCAGGUUUUUAGACCAUAGUUUUGUUUGGGGUUUUACUGCAAGAAGAGAAGCACAAUAAAGAUGGUUUGUUGACAAGGACGCACCAGAAACAUCUCAUGUCGAAGGCUAUUAACGAGCACUGCCAGUGAAAGUAAGUGGUUUCCUUUUUUAAAGGAUCUCUGCAGGUGUUUUCUUACUCAUGUCUGAUUUUAACCCCCACCCACCCUCAAAAUGUGGAUAUAUGCAAAUCGGAUUAGCGUUGGUUUGAACAUGCUCUUAAUUCAAAGCGUAUCUGCAUGAAUAUUUAGAGGUAUGUCGACACAGACGUGGCGUUUGAGGUCUUUUUAGAGUGUCUGGUUUGUGUGAUGUUGGAAAAGUUGUCAGAGAAGUGGUUUGACGGUCUCUUCAGAACCGGAGAUUAUGGUGGAUGGUCUGUCUGCAUGGGGAUUUUCAAUGCUAGGUGUAAAUGGGAUUACAUGGUGCUGUAAUGGAGCCAUGUGAUGUUAUUUUCUGAGGCUCUGCUGAUUAAUUUAUGGAUUAAUUCUCUGUCAAAUGAUGUUAAAUUAGCCGGACUAAUAAGGGACUCUGGAGACUCCCAGCAGCAGCAGCAGCACUCCGCUUUAUACAUCUAUGUGGGUGUGUUUGUACCAAUGAGUCAAUGUGCACGCGUGUGAGAGCAAAUUCAGCCCCUCCCCCAUAACACACCAGCUGAUAUUUAAAUGUAUUCACAUGCACACCAUACUCUGCAAAAUAUCCAAACUAGCCCCUAAGUGCUGUCUGGAUCACAGCAAAUAAAUCUAAUCUAGUGCAGAGGACUGUGGUUUUGUCUCUAUAGUGAGUGUCCAGCACAUUUAACACCAGUAAACUUGCUGAGAAUAAACAAAAAAUUAGACUCAGGCUUGCCCCAGUGUUUCCUGCAGGCCUUUCAACAGUGUAUUUGUUCACCCUAAAAAGCGAUGACUGAAUGUUGAAUUACUCUGACCGGUGACAGAAAAAUCACACAUCAUCUGCAGAAAGUGUCAAUGUUUCCUCGUAAGGCAGUGAAGCAUGAAGUGUUUGGGACAGCGAGCCAGGAGAGAGAUCACAGCAGAUUCCUUUCCCCAGAUCAUCUGUGCUCCUUCAACAGAAUACACUGAUUGGGGGACAAAAUUAAAAUAUCAGUUUGUACUGCACUGGAUUAUUUCCAGCAGUUUUGCUCCAUUACCUCUGAGAAUGAAUCCGCUUUUGAACCGUGCAUCAAUACUUUGCAGUGACGCCGUAGUUAAUUGGGACUCUGUCUCCUCGCUCUCCCAGGCCACUGCAGUGCCUCGCAGUAUCUCCUGGUUUAUCAAUCCAUGUUUGACUCUUUUCAAAGAGACAAACUUGGAUUGGUGGGAUUUUUUUUUAUGAAUAAGUGUUUCUGACAAGCUGUUGCGCAGUAAUGUUAAAGUUCCUGCCUCCUCUUCUGGUUAGCGAUCCUCGCUUACCUGCUUUCUCUGCCUCAUCUACCCAACCACCUUUUCAUUUAUCCCUCCAUCCCCCUGUCGCUUCCCUCUGUGUAUAUUUGCACAUGGUAGAUGAUAACAGCAGUUCAUGCAAUAAAGUAUCAAUGCUUCUCUUUGUCUUAGCCAGCAAUGAUUCUAACAGACAUGCUUAUGACAAUGUACUACUGCUCAGUGUCUCGGGGAAAGAAGAAUAAAUUGGAGAAAAAGUACACACAGCUGGAAAAUGUUAUUUGUUUCAGACAAGGGGAUAUAAUGUCAGCCUAUUCUGGAGCUCAUGCUAUCUACAGCUGAGCUGUCAGAAUAUGAAAAUAGGGUCUGUGACAUUUCCAUUUUCCUUGUAUCACGUCUUUUUUUAUGAAACCAAGCUGUUUAUUUAGCAGAAAUACUGCCUGCUGAUUUCUUUCUCCAUGUCUCCAUUACACCAAAUGUUCACAAAUUUCUCAACAGUUCUUUUGUCUUCUAAGUCUACAUUUCUUUCUAAUUUACUGUUGUAGUUUACAUUGACCUGUUCUAAGUAUGUUUGGGUCCUUUGAGCUGGAUUGCGAAAGAAGGAAAAAGGAUUGCAUCUCAAAAAUAAAAAAAAUAAAGUGAUACAUGUUCUCUGUACUUACAAAUAAAGUUAGCUCUAACUAAAUCUGAA